ACAAGUUAUCGAAGCGCGGUGAUCCAUCGUCUCUAUCUCAGUUAACAAGUUUAAAGGACAUUGCUCUGAACACAAAGUUUUUUAUUAACUCUCCAUUCGUCACCUGUUCAAGAUCAACCGGGUUGAGUCAGUGAUUCUCUGCUCGUUCUUAUAUACCUGGAAAUAAUAAUCGUUUAGUUAGUAAUAUAAUUGUUGAAUCAUUAGUUCACGAGAAAAGAAUACUGGCGGGGAUUAAUAUACAAGUAUUGUUUAUUUACAUUAAUUUUACGAUUACUAUCGCUUGGAAAUGGAAAAUAUAAUGAAGAUUCUAAUGAAUUAUGACCUGACAAUAUUUUCCUCCUCUGCUGCUACAGAAUAUAUAAAUUUGCAGAGGCUGAAUCCUUUUCAUAUACUUAACUAUUCUUCUUUCAUUCUGAUCUUGCCAGAGAAAGCGCUCCAAGAUGGCCGCUCUUAUUGAAACUAUUUUACUUUUACUUACCUUGACAAUUGCAACUGAAGCCAGCAUCGAAGCAUUUGGUCUUCCGAAGAGGUUUAUGGCGUCUAACCAAGGCAUCGAGAGAAUUCGACUCGGAACUUUUCUAAAAAUAAAAGAUCUCAACAGUACUCGGGAUGAACCAAUCACCGACAGUCCAUUAAUACGUCUUGCAAUUCGGCCUUCGAAUAAGGCCAAGGAAGAUGAAGAUGAAGACCUAGAAAAUUCACCUGCAGACUCGCCAAUGACUCGCAUAAGAAGACAACGUCAAGUUGACUCAGAUGACCUGGAGACAGCAGAGUCCAUAGUUUUCCGACCACUUUUUGUCUACCGGCAACAAGUCGCUGAAAGAAAUCGCGCUCAAAGAAGCAAAAACCCAAUUUAUGGAUCUUAUCAAUAUGGACCGACAAAAUCUCCUGGUCAUUAAUAAGUUUUAAGAUUCAGAAAGUUUAUUUUUAAGUUAAUCAAGUGAUUAGAUUCACUAUUGCCUGGAUCAUGACAAUAACACGACUGGUAAAUAACAGAAGACUAUCGCUCUCUUUUUUUUUGGUUUAAUAACUUUUAUUAUAUUUGUUUGUUUUUAUUUUGAGUUAGUUAAAUUAAAUUAUAUUGGGAUUUAUUAGCUUUUAAAAUGUCAGUAGAAGUAACUUUUAAUAAUAAUUGCAAAGCAUUUUAUAGAGAAGAAAUAUGUAAAAUACUCGAAAAAGAUUUUUUUGAUGAUCAAAUUUUACCGAAAUUUAAUAUUACGGCAGAAUCGGAAGAAUCUAUAAAUGACAGGUACUUUUAUUUAUUUAAUAAUAAAUAAUUAGCAUUUGAAAAUUAAAAUCAUUAAUUAUGAGAUUAUUAGUUUAGAAAUAUUGUAAUUUAAUUGAUAAAUAAUUAUUAUAAUAAAAGAUAAUUAUUCAUCCGAAGUUAGAAGUUAAUUGUAUUUAAUUUUUUAUUUUCAUUUCUUCUUUUUUAGACCAAUACUUUAUUUUAAUAUUUUGAUUUAAAUUUAUUAAUAUUUUUCUUUAUUCAUCUUGUUGAAAAAAAAAAAAAUUAAAAAGAACAAAAAAUUUUGUUAUUGUAAAUAUUUUUAAAUUAGUUUUUUUAAUCAGGGUCAUCACAAAAAUAGAUUUAGUUGUGUGUAAGUAUAUAGUGUUACUAACUAUCAGAAGUAUAGAUAAAACUCCAUGGUUAUUAACUUGUGUAUGAACAAUUAAGUAUCAUGAGCGCAGCGCAGUUCUUUUCUUUAAUUGCUGUCAUAAAAAAAUAGUUAAUAAAAUCUUAAAUAAUUUUUUUUA
Messenger RNA from Cotesia glomerata, 1755 nucleotides. RefSeq lists its product as uncharacterized. The record is from RefSeq and is a predicted model, not a curated record. NCBI's taxonomy places the organism in Eukaryota, Metazoa, Arthropoda, Insecta, Hymenoptera, Braconidae. The transcript is spliced from 3 exons. The coding region runs from base 441 to 899 and encodes 152 amino acids.